AACUUUUGACAUACACUUUCUUUUAUUUUUCUAUUAUAUGCUUCUGAAAAGAACUUCUUUUCAUCUUUUUUUAGUACUUUCAUCUUUUUUUAUCACUUUCAUCUAGUACUUAUAUCGAGGCUAAACAUCGCAGAACACGAUGGAUCCAAGAGGAAGAAAAAAACUAGAAAAUUAUCUUAAAAGUCACAAAAAGAUUGAUGGAAAUUUAGACGCUCUUAACAUUAUCAAUUUAAAAACGUCAUGUGAUAGUAUCUUGCUUAAAGAGCAUCCAGAGAGUUAUUCAUUUUUCUCAGAGUUAGAAGACAAAGCAAAUUAUUUAAAAAAGCACAUUGACAUUUAUGAUUUAUCUGAUCGUUACAAAGAGCCUUAUGCAAACAUUUCAAGUUAUUCAAAAACCAUACAAGAUUUAUCCACACACUUAGUUUGGCAUUCUGAGAAAAACUUUUGUCGUUGCAGAAGAAAGUCUUUGGUUUCAGAGAAUUCAAAAAACGAGCGAAAUCGUGUACAAGAUCUGAUGAGACUUAUGAUGAAGAAAAUAAAUUUUUUGAUAAACGAGAAUCUUCUCUCUUUUUAUAUGAUGCAAAUACUUAAAGACUGUCAUCAGCAUGUCCGGAAAACAAGUUGUAAUGAUAAUAGUUUGCUGGAGACUGGAUUGAAAAAAUUUAUUAAAGUUACAACUCUAAUACCACCCGUGCUUAUGAUUUUUUCCGAUGACAAGAAAGGAGAGGAUCAAUUUCUUUUUAUCUCUAAACUUUUAAAUUUAUGCUGUGAUAAGAACAUUGAUGACAGUGAAAUUGUUUUAGGAAUCCUUUCAGUUCUUGCAAAAAUUAAAGUUGAGAAAAAUGUUCGGGAACUUAAGCAUUCCCCAAAGUUUUUCAGCUACAUUUUGCAGCACGUUCAAAGAGCAAAAGGGCAUGAUAUUUUAUUCACACAAGAGCAUUCAAGAAUUGCGUGGAAGUACUGCAGAAAUUUUUCCAUUAUUGAUGCCGUUGUUUGUGGAGACGAACAAAGAUUAAAAAAAUUAAUGGAGUAUGGAUUUACUUUAUUUCCUGCAGAUGAAAAACUGAACAAAGAUGGAGAAUUUCCAGAUUUAUCCCAGGUGAUGCCAAUGGAGCAUAGAUUAAUCUUAGAAAUGCUGAAGAACAUUCAACUUUACAAUUUUGGAAUCUCAAAUUCUGAUGUAUAUCUUACAACGAGUCAAAAGACAUGUUUUCUUAUUGUGUUACAUGAAUCAACUAAUUCUUUUGUUACCGAAAAGGAAUUGGAAGAAUCUCUUAGAGGUGAAUAUGAGUACAAUAGGUUGCAUAAUUUAUCGAAACUUAAGUGCAAGAAAAUAUUUGAAAGAAAUAAAAAUUUAAUCAAAUUUUAUGUUGAAAACUUUAGUCACCCUGCUCAAUCCAAAUAUAUAUUCAAGCAUUUUCUAUCGUUGCCUUACGAUGUAAAACAACAUAAAGGUAAGAAGGUAAUUUUUUGCAUGUGAUAUGCCAUAUGUUAAAGUACCUGUUUUGCUUUGUGUUGAUUUCCUUUAGCUUUGGUGUGGUUAAUGCUUUUGCUUAGCUUUGGUUUAGUUCAUGCUUUGGUUUAGGUCAUGCUUUGGUUUAGGUAAUGCUUUGGUUCAGGUAAUGCUUCGGUUAGGUAAUACUUUGGUUUAGGUAAUGCUUUGGUUUAGGAAAUGCUUUGGUUUAGGUAAUGCUUUGGUUUAGGUAAUGCUUUAGUUGGUGAAUGGUUUGGUUCUGUUUUUUUUUCUUUUUUUUUCUACGCUUUGAUUUGCUUUUUUAGUGUGUGUUUAUCCUUUCCUUGAUUUUGAAUUUCUGUCUUAAUGCUGUUUUGUAUGUAUUUAUAAUGAUUGCUAGCAUGAUUUGAUAUUUUGUACUUGUUUGCAAGCCAAAAAAUAUUUCAAAUAAAUAUUUUUAAAAGU
Parasteatoda tepidariorum (common house spider) is the source of this 1918-nucleotide messenger RNA. RefSeq lists its product as uncharacterized. The record is from RefSeq and is a predicted model, not a curated record. Lineage: Eukaryota; Metazoa; Arthropoda; Arachnida; Araneae; Theridiidae.